AUGUUGGGAUCAGCGUGUGCGAAAAGGACGAGCAGUGGCAACGGGCUUGAGCGCUGCUCAGCAAGAGGGGGGGGGGGCGCAAAGUUGGAGCCCAGCGCCAUCGCCAGUGGCGAUGCUGGCGUCGGCGCGUGCGAGAAGGGGAAAGCGCUGCCGCUGCUCAGAGAGCUCGGUCAAGCCAAAUUCGGCACUGGCAAUUUCGGCUGCAAUAGCGCCAUCAUCUCGGGCGAGAAGUGGGCAGUGGCUGGCAGCACUGUCGCCAAGAAGCCGGGCAACGAAGGUCACUCUCGCCUAGGGUCAUUAUUGCCCAGGGAGGACCGUUCUUGCGUGUAA
Messenger RNA from Prorocentrum cordatum, 330 nucleotides. The record is from the annotation of a GenBank genome assembly. NCBI's taxonomy places the organism in Eukaryota, Dinophyceae, Prorocentrales, Prorocentraceae.